GUCAUCAGUGUUGUUAGCGACAAGGUGUCAAUACAAGCGAGUUCGGGUUCGAAGGAUCGCGUAAUAUCGAGUGAUACCCCGGAUAUACAUAUACAUCCAAUAGUGCGAGACAGUUUAGAAGAUCGGUUUGCCGGUCUAUCCGGUGUCGAGUGUUUUCGGCCUUGGGUGUUACAUCUUGGGUGUCGGAUAACGACAAGUGUCGCAAAUUGGCGCCAGAAAAGGAAAGGCAGGAGAAAAUUCGCUUCGCUAAUCAAUUGUAAUCUGUGGUGUUAGUCGCUCGGGUCGGGUGAUGGUGACAGUUGCCGAACGUGAGAGUGUUCAGUUCGAAUAUAACCACCGAGUCUCUCCCUAUCUCUCUCUGAAAGAGAGAAACGAGGUCCUUAUUCUUCUCGUUCUUCUGGUUCCGCUCGGGGAACCGCGAUCGUACCUGAAGGGGCGUAUCCUUAGAGAGAAUAUACCGGAUAUCUAAGCGAUCGGAAUGCUACUGUACUAGUAAAGGUCGGUGAUCGGGUCUACGAUUGUGCGCGUGAGAGCAGGAAAAGGGAAAAUAAGAUCGGGGGUAGAAACGCUCUCUGGGGGUAGGAAAAAGUGUAAGCGCAAGCACGAGACGGGGCUUGGGCGAACGAAACGGGAAACGGUGUCCUUAGCCGGUCGUGUGGCAUGAUCGGGAGAAAAGGUUGAAAGGCAAGGAUGCUCACGAUACAGCGCUCAGAAUUGCUAAGAGGGGGAGAAGGCUGCAACCCUCCCGGCACGCAUUUACUACCCCCCGUUGUGCCCAGGGCUACCGUCGCAGAGCCCGCCGAGAGGAGCGUCUCCUUCAAUCGAGACGUCCAUGUGAAAAGGAUCGGACGUGGUGCACCGCGCGUAACCGCGGCUCUCGUGGGCGAUGGAGAAGGUAGGUUGAUCGCCACCCCGGUCCGCAAGGAGAACAUCGCCACGAAGAGCAAGGAGGAUCUCGUGCAGGAAGCGGCUCUAGUCCUGCAGCAAGCGGACAGCCUUCACUGCGUGGCACGCGACAAUCGACGCCUGCCCGGCCGCUACAGCACUUUACCAGCACGUCAUAACAAGAAACGUCCCGAUCUACCGAUCGAUGUGAGACCGCGCCGCGGUAGCGACAUCGGUACUACGACCGCGGACGCGGAUUUCGACACACCACGGGCCACCAAGAAAAAGCCACUGGAGAGGAGCGUCAGCGAUGCCAGCGCGAAGAAGCUGAAAGCUUCGCUCGCGCGAUUCUUCUCGCCGAAUUUAGAGAAGCGUCGGAAGCCGGUCGGCCGAAGCGCGAGCGACGCAGGCUCCUGGGCGCGCAACGGUGCGCAGCGCAAACGGAGUGGCAGUGAGAGCGAGGGCUCGCACCUGAGUACCGGCAGCCAGCGAGCGAAGAAGCAGCUCUCGCCGAUAAUCGAAUCGUCGCCGCACGUCGAUCAGCAGCCGUUCCACUUUGGCACCGCGAGAGCGGAUCGCGAAAACAACAAUCGACCGGAGUCGAAGAAGCCCAAAAAACAGGAGGAGCGAACAAGCCCUGCUAUCGAUGUCGACGAGCUGAUAUCGCGAGACAUCGAGGCGAAAGAGUCGAUCGAGGGUACAACGACCGAAGUGCGCGCGACCGACGAGUUCGCUGCUAGAUCGCCCAGUCGAGAGAGCAGGGUAAUCGAGCAUCACAUAUUCGUCGAGGGUAGAGACGACGAAGAAAAGACAGAGACCGAUAGAAAACCAACGGGAACCAGCCGUACUCCCUCGCCUCCGAAAGAAUCGAAACGCGGAAGAGACGAAGUCGACGAAGCGGGCAUGCUGCAUAGUAGUCGCUACGAUCUUCAGAAGCGCAACGAAGAAUCUACCAUUCACAAGAUGAUUCACCGACUGUCCAACGACCGUUCGCCACCGCCGCAGCUGACCAGAACGAUGGUAUCGCCGUCGCCGGGAUUCGGACACAAUAACAACCGACCGUUUUCCUACACCAGACCAAACGAGUCCUGUAACUCGCCGCCACCGGCGCAGACCAACGUGAUUUACGCGCAGGUGCAGCCGGACAAGAAGAAGGCCCAGCGAAGUCACUCCGACAGCGAUGAAGGCCUCGGUCUCGAGAGGAAGGACUCUUCUCGCGAGAACAGUCCCGCGGAAAAGGAAUACCGCAGGACGGAUUACUCGUACAGCAACGACCUGCGUCGCAACAAUGAAAUCAACACUUUCAAGUCGAGAUACGAGGAAGACCGAAAGAACAGCAGUCCCUUUGGUAAACACUUGAGCGGCUCGAAGGACUUUAUCUCUAGGACCACCGAGACUACGAGGCGUCACGAAUUUGAUGAGAUCGACAGACGUCUCUUCGACAAACCCGAAAAAUACACCUCAACUGUGUUCGUGGACACUUCCGGUCGAGGUAGGGCCGACGGCAUGGACGCCAGACGAAGGGAUAGUGGCGAGUUGUCCUCGCGACAGAAUGAGAGCGGAAUCUCGAAUAAAACGUCCGAGCUGAGCGCUCGGCGGGAUCUACUGGAGUCCAGGAUCAAGUCCAGGUUGCUGGCUGACGAGCUAUUCGCCGCUAAAAACAACGCGAACGUGCCAAUAAAGAAGUCGAGCGAGCACGAGAUAAUCGACAAGCCGAUAGUGCCGUCGCCGGUCACGCCGAAUCGGAUCGCGUCGCCCAAACGAUACAUGGACACCUACAUCACGGAGACGCGCACCAAUAGUAACGGCGAGAAGUACAUCUUCGAGAAGGAGAUACACGAGGACAAUGGCAAAGUAUACGGUUACGAAAAGAAGAUCACCAAUAAAAUCCCGACGAAUGGCUACCUCGACGCGAAACCAAGAGACGGCUACACCGUGGAAACCAGAACGGACAAAUAUGGAGAUAAGUACAUCGUAGAAACACGAACGCACGAGGGUUACACCGACGAUAACGGCUUCAAGCCGUUCCUCAGUGAUCGAAGUCGGACCAGCCCCGAGGAGAGACUUCAGACCAUCAGAAACGGCGGCAGUUCCUACAAGCCACCGCAUUAUUUGCCCGAGGGGACCUCUACAACGAUAAAUCACUUCCGCAGCGAGUCACGGGAGAACGACGAGCUGUCGUCGCCGAUCAUCGCCAAAAAGUUGAACGAGCGCAAGUUCUCGAAGAGCGACGAUUUCCUGGACCGCGAGAACCGACCGAUCAAUCGAGACGCAUAUCUACCGAAAACAAAAAAGCCUUUCGAGUCCAUUCGCGGCAUGAGCAAGUCGACGCAACGAUUGGAUGAAGUUGGCGAGAACGCCAGGGUACGUGCGCUCAGGAGCGAGUACACCACGAGGUCACACGAGAAUCUAAGCAGCAAUGCAGGUUACAUUAAUGCGCGAGACAUGAGACGUCCAACCGCAUUGCUGGACAGCCCGACGAUAAACGGACGCAAAGAGAGAUCGCCGUUCGCGAAGCGUCACCUGGACAGCCUGCGCGAGGGUCCGAACGACGACUAUGACACCGAUAUCUCACAGAUGACCAGCAGUCAGCUGGAAUCUAAGUAUUACAAGGAGACACGCACCACGCAGAGGUACACGAGCGGCAACAAACAUCCGAUUCACGAUGAUUACGACAGCUCGCCGCCACGGAUACGCACCGAUCGCGGCGGUUACAAUUCCAGCCGAUACGAUUCGGACACCACCGCUAGAGACUCGAUACGUUGCGAAACCCGUUACGACGAGACGCGCACAUUAAGGAAGGAGCACCGCAAGCUGGACGAUGAUCCGAAGAAACCGUUGAGGCGAUCACGCAAUCGCUUGGAUUACUUUGACGAUUCCGACAGUCCGCGAGGAAAGGUGUCCUCGGUCAGUCGAUUGGAGACGUUCACCGAGACCCCGACCAGACCACCUAGGACCUAUCACGAAGGCAAGUCGAGACACACGAGGCAAGAAGUGCGAGGGCACACCGAGCGUCGUCAUCGCGAGACCAGGCUGAGCGAUCCAGAUCGAAAGGAUCGGUUGGCCGAUUCUGGGAUCGAGAAUGAUUACAGAAGAGACUCGCAGGAAGCGGACAGGCGCGAGCAGCUCGAGUCCGAGGAUGAGGGCUUCGUUAGUCGGCAGUUUAUCAAGCACGAGCGACGGCACACCGAUCGCAACAUGAACCUGACGCCGACGUCCGAGCAACGCAAGUACGACAAGUACGCGAGCGACUCGAAACCGCCGUUGGUCACCGCAAAACCACCUUCCGGCGCCGCCGAUAAAAAGUACGAAAAGAAGGCGGCAAAGAAGAGCGGCACCAUGAGUAAAGUCAAGCAGCUGUUUAGCAAGAAGGAAAAGAAGGCGAAGGAGGAGAAGAGCAAGAAGAGCGCGAGGAGCGGCAGCAGCGGUGCCUUGACCGACGACGAGGUGACCAUGAGGUAUCGAGAGUAUCGUGGAUAUCAGCUGAGGAGUGCCAAGAGCGCGCGGGAUUUGGGCAGCGACAUCAAUCAGGUGAGUGAUUCAACGUGCCUGUUCCGCACACCGCGGUCGUUUGCGGAGGAUUAUAGUCAACGUAGACGCUUAUCGACACCAAGCGGCAGCCCGAGCCCUCCCAGACCGACCAGACUCUCAAGAUCCACUGGCACUCUAACCAGAGAGGAAGAGUCCUUCUGCGAGUCCAGCAACACCCUGACCAGGGACAACCAGGGCCAAGAGGCGGAGAGGAAGGGUUGGUUCAAGUCCCUCUCGAGGAAGAACAAAUCCAACGCCACACCGGUGGAUAAAAAGCCGAGAAUACCCGAGAGCGAGAUCUUGACGACCGGCACCGAGGAUGAGGAAGCUUCCUCUGCGCCUGAACGAGUUUCCGUGCAAAAGAAUCUCCGUUUCUUCGGCGAUACGGAUCAGGAGUCCGUCUCGUCCAACAGAGACCGCAGAAACAAACGAGUUGACGACCACGCCCGCGUAAGGCGUGAUGUCACGAAUUCGAAUCGCCAUAAUUUGGGUAUUAUAUCAGCCCCAAGAAAAUCUUCGAGACUCGCUGAAAGCGCAUUGUCUUCGGGCGAGAGUACAACGGGCGAUAGCAGCCAGCAAAGUCAAAACUCUCAAAGAUCACAGAGAUCUGUCGUGUAUCUCCAUGCUGCUACAGUCGGCGAAAUACCAGGCCCGAACGAACGACGUCGGGCGGCGAGUCGCGAGGAGUUAAAUCGACCGUUGCAAUCGCACACGAGAACGGUGUCGAGGAGCGUGAGCGUCCUUGCUCCGUGGAAGCCGCGACAUUAUAGGGAACCGUUUGAGAUCAACUACGAUCAGCAACAACACGCGAAACCGAUCGCAACCAUGAGACGCAGGCAACGAAGCCGCGAAACCCUCAGUCGCCGAGGAAAAGAAGCUCGACGAAGCAAGGAUAAUCUUUCUAAGACAAGUACGAUCAAUCGCAGCACGCUAAAAUCGAAGGACAAGCAAAAAGUAGACAGAACUGUCUCCACAGAAUCGUUGGCCACCAAAUCGCGAGGCAUAGGUUCCAAGGUGGAACUGAAUAGAUCCACGUCCGUGCCCCGUGACCCGAACAAGAGCGCGGGAUGGUUCAAGCUAAAGAGCAAGAAGUCCCGUGCCUGAAUUGGGCGGCCAUUGAUCAAUGCUAGUCUUGAGUUUCAUAAGUGUAAUUCGUAAUUUCGUAGGCGAUUAAUAGGCGUUGAUAUCCGACGCGCGCUGAUUAAUAAUGACGCGACUUAUCGAUAAUAUACUCCGUUUUCUCCAAUACACUUUUAACAUGCACAUCGCGCGAGUGUCGACCGCGCAGAUUUUUAUAAUUUUUUAACCGAGUAGCAUAUGAUUGCGGCAAUGACAUCUAAAUUAAUUGCUAUCAACACCCGUUAAUCAAUUUCGCGAAUUUAUGAAAUUUCUGUGCUACCUAAGAUAUAAAGUUUUAAUCCCCCCAUAAAUAAAUAUAUAUAUCUGUACGUAACAGAAUAAAACAAUUAUUCAAAUAUACAUAGGCAAACGCGAAGACGCUUCGAAACUGUUACUCGUCAAAUUAAUACUGUUAUACUUUUCGCGCAUUAAAUAACAUCUUUAUAAAAAAAAAAGAUUAUAAAAAAAUAUGGUCGAAUGUAAACUCUCUUGAGAGGUAAUAUUAAAUAUGAUUAUCAAAAGUGUAUUCUAAAAUGAGAAUCUAUUCAAUAUAUCAAGUGUUGCAUUA
This is a messenger RNA of Solenopsis invicta (red fire ant), 6103 nucleotides long. RefSeq lists its product as uncharacterized. The coding region runs from base 691 to 5520 and encodes 1609 amino acids. Lineage: Eukaryota; Metazoa; Arthropoda; Insecta; Hymenoptera; Formicidae. The transcript has 9 exons. The record is from RefSeq and is a predicted model, not a curated record.